This is a messenger RNA of Drosophila willistoni, 2377 nucleotides long. RefSeq names its product AF4/FMR2 family member lilli (gene s-cup). The record is from RefSeq and is a predicted model, not a curated record. The coding region runs from base 414 to 2129 and encodes 571 amino acids. The transcript is spliced from 3 exons. Lineage: Eukaryota; Metazoa; Arthropoda; Insecta; Diptera; Drosophilidae.
GUUGGUUGGCUCGUUGCUUACAUUUUGGUUGAUUCAGUCAGCAAAGUCAGCAAGCCGGGCCAAGAUUCAGUUGCAUUAAGGCAACGCAUUUGCCAGGACGCACAGGAUAACGGAAAUAGCCACCAAAAAAAAAAAAACCGAAGGCUCUGUUAGUUAGUUAGUCAGUUAGUUUUGGCCAUCGAUCGUUUCGUUUCGGCUAGAACUAAGCCAAUUCAGACAAGUUCAUUUGUCCUUGCCUGUCCAGACUACACACUACAUUGUGUGGCUCUCGAGUGUGCGUGUGUGUUUGCCUUCGUGUCUCUCUGUGUGUGUGUGAGUCUAGGUGUGCGUGUUAAUGGCAUUGUAAUGCUAAUCGUUAUGCAAUCGCCUUGAUUUUAAAUAUAGUGUAUAGUGUUUAUAUAAAUAUAUAUAUAAUGUCUUUGAAACGUUAUGCAAUAUUAGCUGCAGUCAGUCAAAUGCAACAUCAUCAACAACAACAACAGCAACAAAAUGCCAUACAAUCUGCAACAGCAAUAUCCGGAAUGUCCGGAACAUCGGCAACGUCUAGCACAGCAUCGUCAACAUCAACGACAGCUUCUACUCUAUCUUCAUCUAUUAGUUCGCCCAGCAGUGAAGAGCAUUUCUCUAGCUCUUCAUCAUUUACCACCUAUUAUUCUAGUGGUUUGGGUCUCUAUCAUCAGCAGCGCGGUCUAGCCAAUGGUGCAACAUCGAAUGGUGGUGCAAUUGCUGGUGGCGGCGGUCAUGCUACUGGCGGUAGUCAAUCCUAUGCUCAUGUCGUCAAUGGCAAUGUAAAUUUGCUGCUCGGCGGUGCCAUGUUAUCCUUGAUAACAACAAUAUUGUGUGUGGUCUGCUAUUGUUGCCAUCGUAAUAUUAAAAAGCGUACUGAAGCCGCCUACAGACAGCAGCAACAUCAAUGGAUGGAAAAUGAUCCAAAUAUGGAGAUAUAUAGCGUCGAACAGUGCUAUGAGACAUCCGGACUAUUUCUGGGCGAUUCCACAGAUGGUUUAGCCGCAAUGCCGGCUCUGCAUCAUGAACCGCCGCCCUCGUAUGAUGCAGUUGUCUUACAUGAGCAACAGUUGCAGCAGCAGCAUCAGCAACAGAUGGAGCAACAGCAACUUCAAAUGCAACUACAGCAGCAGCAACAACUUUUAAUGCAACGCAUAUCACCGCCGCCGGGUUAUAGAUCCUCCUUGGAUAUAAGCAGCCUGCAGCAACAGCAACAACAACAACUGUUGGCAACAGGAGGAGGCGGAGGAGCAAGUGGUGGCAGUAGUGGUUGUUGUCGCGGUACACCCGAUGGCAGUGUCGAUGCAAUGGCAAUGGCCGGCAGCAGCAGCAGGGGAGGAGGAGCUGGCGGAGGAUCAUUGAUUAAUAAGCAACUGGAAAGAGCCUUGAAUGCCCAAUCCUGUUGCUCUCUGCAGCGUGCAGAAGUUGAGAAUAUGUGGAAUGCAGCUGCAGCAGCUGUGGCAGCACGAAGCAGUGGCAAUUGCAUGGAAAUGGAGACAUUCGCGGGAGGUACAUCAUCAUCAUCAUCGACUGCUACUCCUUCUGCCAUGAUGGCGGCUCGUAAACAGGGACUCAAUAGUUUUGGGCGUCGUUAUCUCCAGCAAUCUCAUCAACAUAAUCAUUAUCGUCGCGGUUGCCCUCUUUGUGGAAAAUUUCGGUAUGAUAAUAUGGACUUUGGAGAUGGAGAUGAGCACAUGACUAUGUCAGCUUUGUCGGUGGAAAGUGGCUUAAAUCUGGCCACAACAACGAGCGAAGAAAUGCAGCUGCAACAGGAAACUGAAAAGGACGUCGAGCAACAUGAGCAGGAGCAAGAGCAACAUCCGGAGGUUGAACGGGACAACGACUUGGCUAAUGGUAAUGUCACUGUAGAGACAAGCGAGUUGGUUGAACGAGAUGAAAAUGAUAAUGCUGCAACGCAAAUGCAUCAGGAGAAUGACACGGAGGCGCUGCAAGAGGAAACUCUGGAAGCGGCAGCAACAACAUCUUCUUCAUCGACUGCACAAAAUCUGGAUCAUAUCAAUGACAAUGGCAUCAUCAGUUUGGAUAUGAGUAAAAUCAUUGAUAGAUCUGGUCUGCCCACCUAUGAGGGUGCCAUUAAACUGGAAUCCAGUGGCUAUGUCUGAGGGCAAUGUAUCAAAACGAAAGAAGGAAGUCUAUCUCAUAUAGAGAUGCAGAGACAUGGCUGACCUUUUUUUUUUUGAAAUAUCAAAAAUAGAUAACGCUAAAAUAGUUUGUUCCUGCAUCUCUAGGGCAUAACUUUUUUUCUCGCUCUCUUUCUCACAAAAUGUGCUUUAUUUAGAUUGUAAGAGACUCUGAAAAUGUUAACCCUCCAGUAACCCCAUCCCCCCCAAAUGCAUAUCUCUGUAAAUGU